Messenger RNA from Hemibagrus wyckioides, 1729 nucleotides. RefSeq names its product interferon regulatory factor 4 like (gene irf4l). The record is from RefSeq and is a predicted model, not a curated record. Gene Ontology annotation, cellular component: nucleus. Gene Ontology annotation, biological process: immune system process; regulation of transcription by RNA polymerase II. Gene Ontology annotation, molecular function: DNA-binding transcription factor activity, RNA polymerase II-specific; protein binding; RNA polymerase II cis-regulatory region sequence-specific DNA binding. NCBI's taxonomy places the organism in Eukaryota, Metazoa, Chordata, Actinopteri, Siluriformes, Bagridae. The transcript is spliced from 9 exons. Bases 117 to 1376 code for a protein of 419 amino acids.
GCUUCUUUGAGUUCGAGUGACGCUGUGCCCCUUGCAGGCAAAUCAUCAGGAAAGUUGCGGCUGAAAUUUGAACGAGAGGAGUUUCAAAUGUCAAAAUAUCUGCGUGAGAGUAAGGAAUGGCUGGAAUCUCGGGUAACGGGAAGCUUCGUCAGUGGCUAAUUGAGCAGGUGGACGGGGGGAAAUACCCCGGGCUCGUGUGGGAGGACCGGGAGAAGAGCACGUUCCGUAUUCCGUGGAAACACGCCGGCAAACAGGAUUAUAACCGCGAGGAAGACGCGGCGCUCUUCAAGGCCUGGGCGCUGUUUAAAGGCAAAUAUCGCGAAGGCAUCGAUAAACCGGAUCCCCCGACAUGGAAAACGCGCCUCCGUUGCGCGCUCAACAAAAGCAACGACUUCGAGGAGCUGGUGGAAAGAAGUCAGCUGGACACCUCCGAGCCCUAUAAAGUUUACAGAGUCAUCCCAGAGGGCACCAAGAGAGUGUCCUGUGAGAGGACGUCCACAAUAACAAGCUCUCACAGCUUCCCACUGUACCCAGCAUACACAUCUCUGCAGAGUCAGGUUUCUAACUUCCUGUCUCCAGCUGAGAAAGGAUGGAGAGAUUUACCAGAACAACCUCAAUUUCCAGAUUUCUAUUAUCCCUACAGUCCAAACUCGUACACCGCGUCCUGGGACCCAGUUGGUUAUCAGAUCAACAACUCAUUCUACAGCUGCAGUGGUUUUGACCCUUCAUCAUCUACCUUUAACUUUGAGCAAAGCAUGAGAUCUGCAGCUUUCUCUGAUCCCAGACUGCAGGUGUCUGUAUUCAGUGGGGAUUCUCUGAUCAGGGAGGUGACGGUGUGCAGCACAGAGGGCUGCAGGUUGGCUCCUUAUGAAGAGAACCAGAAUUACGGAGGCCCUGAACUGGUGCAGCUUCCUCAGUUUGAAGACACAGAGCUGGAGCGUGGUGUAUUGAUAUGGAUGGCUCCUGAUGGACUGUGUGCCCGGAGGCUCUGCAAUGCCAGGGUCUAUUGGGAGCUAAUGCCCAACACCAACGGGGAAAAACCUAAUAAACUGGAAAGGAACCAAACCAGCAAACUCCUGGACAUCCAGCAGUUCAUGGCAGAGCUACAAGGCUAUUAUCUACAGGCACGGCCUCCUCCUUGUUUCCAGGUGCUUUUGUAUUUUGAGCAGUGCCAUGAUGUCCACGCUCACAGGAGGCCCUUAACAGUGCAGGUGGAGCCACUGUUUGCUCGCCAGUUGUUCAUUCUGAGUCAGCAGAGCAGCACACACCACAUGAGGGCCCCUGAUACCUCCCCACUGAUGUGGGAACAGAUGCCUCCUUCUCAGCAGAACAUCUACACAGGGAGCUCCCAUCAGCAUGACACCCUGCAAGACUAAAUACCAUGUAACACACAAGUGAGAAAGUGACAUUCCAUUAUGCUUGCUUGAUUGCAUUAGGAGAAAAUAUAAUUAUGUACGUCUACAGGAGAUACUGUGAGAUUGUCUACCAGGAGUGAGAUUCUUUAAUUACUUUUGUUUUUUCUGUAGUAGCAUUAUUGUAGUUCUAUGGCAUCUCAUGGACAAUGCAUGCUUAGACUUGCUGAUUUGUUUAGAUUCUUACUUACUGCACUGAAGGAUAAGUUUGAAGAUGUAGAAAUAUUGUAGCUUAAAGGAGAUUUACUAUGUUCUAAAAUGAUUUGAUGAUCAUGAUGUGUAGCGAUCUUUUUUGUAAUUAAUUUAAAGCAUUGUCA